Molecule: messenger RNA, 862 nt
Organism: Phanerochaete carnosa HHB-10118-sp
Lineage: Eukaryota; Fungi; Basidiomycota; Agaricomycetes; Polyporales; Phanerochaetaceae
Exons: 8
Molecular function (GO): beta-phosphoglucomutase activity; sugar-phosphatase activity
Source: RefSeq, a predicted model, not a curated record
CAUGCACACCGUCACAGCCCACGCAAUCCUCUUCGAUCUCGACGGCACCUUAAUCGACUCGACUCCCGGCGUCCUAAAAGCCUGGCAUGCCUUUGCCACUGACUAUGGCUUUGACGCCGCAGACGUCGCACGCAGGGCCCACGGCCGCCGGCUGUGCGACACUCUCAAGGAGUACUGCCACAUCCACGACGAGGAAAAGCUCCAGGCAGAGAUCGUCCGCUUCGAAGAGCUCGUCAUCCGCGGCAGCCCUCUCGUCCUCCCGGGUGCACUCAACCUUCUGCAUCGCAUCGGGGCAGGGCCCCCCGAGGCCGCGUCCGGCUGGACGAUCGUCACCUCCGCGACAAACGUGUACGCCGCCCGCGCCUUCGAGCGGUGCGCGCUGCCGCUGCCGCCCCUUGGCCUCGUCACGUCCAACGACGUCGUGAACGGCACGCCCCUCCCCGACCCGUACCUCGCCAGCGCGCGUCGGCUAGGCGUCGACCCCGCGAACUGCCUCGUCGUCGAGGACGCGCCGUCCGGGAUUCUUGCAGGUCGCGCGGCAGGCUGCAAGGUCAUCGCCGUCUGCACCUCACACACACGGCAGUCGCUGCUCGACUCGGGCGCGCGGCCAGACUACAUUGUCAGGGACCUCACGCGGAUAUCGGCGCGCUGGAUCGGCGAGAUCCUUGAGGUGACCAUCGAUGACGCGUAAGAGCUGUCUCAGCUGAAGCGCGGACAUGGGUCCGGUAGUUGUCGUAGCUCUUGGGACAUACGUGUGGUUUUCGCUUUUCUCUCUCUCUUUCUCGGGCAUAAAUUGGGCAUCCUGACAAGUCUUCAUGCACCGCGUUCAUCAAGCGUGCAUUGCACGAAUAGAGCAUCCUGU